This is a messenger RNA of Penicillium brasilianum, 924 nucleotides long. The record is from the annotation of a GenBank genome assembly. NCBI's taxonomy places the organism in Eukaryota, Fungi, Ascomycota, Eurotiomycetes, Eurotiales, Aspergillaceae.
AUGUCAUCGCAACUCUUUCCAGAUGGCGGAUGGGAUGUCCAUCACCAUAUUUUCGAACCCGAGCGCUUCCCCUACGACCCAAAUCGUCAUCUCACCCCGCCUCCAGCCUCGAUCAAAAAGUACAACGAGUUCAAGCAAAAAACUGGCAUCACCCAUUCAGUCCUAACCCACGGUCUCUCCUAUGGCGCAGACAGCAGCUGUCUCACCACUUUCACCGCAGACCUCGGCCGAGAUGUCACAAAGGGAAUUGCAGUGAUCGACCCGGAGACCGUCACACCCGCCGAACUUGCAGAAAUGCAUGCCAACGGCAUUCGCGGGAUCAGAGUCAAUUUAUACCGAUAUGGCGCAAUGCACGACGUCGAGCUGCAAAAGGUCGCGUUGAAGGCUCAUGCUCGCGCACUCGACGGGAAUUGUACGGGGUGGAGUAUGGCGUUUACGCAUACACGUCCGGAAUUCUGGAGCGCGUUGAAGCCGAUUAUUGAACAGGAAAUUACACCAAAAGGGAUUCGGCUUGUCACCGAUCAUUUUGCCUUGUUGAAGGGAGCGAGUAUGUUACCCGCUGAAUGCGAAGGUGAUCUUACGCGCCAGCAAGGGUUCCACGAUAUUUUGGAUCUCGUUCGGGCGGGUCAUAUCUUUGUGAAGAUCAGUGCACCUUAUCGGGUUAGCACCCAGGCUCCUGAUUUUGACGAUUUGAAGCCGCUUGUCAGGGCGUUGUUUGACGCGAAUCCACAACAGCUGUUGUGGGGAAGUGACUGGCCUCACACACCCUUGAUGAAGGUGCGCACAAGGGAGGAAGCAUUGACAGAGACUCUAUAUUUGGAAGUCGAUGAUGUCGCCUGGCUGAAAAGCCUGCGCUCGUGGUUGUCAGAUCAUGAGUGGAAGACGCUGAUGGUGGAUAACCCCCGGAGGUUGUACGAUUGGUAA